AUGCGUUUCAAUCAUCUCCUCGUCAUUGGUGUCGUCUCAGCCACGGAUGAUCCGUGUUCUCAGAUGUGCGAAUAUAUCAACGGCUGUAAUGAUUCCAAGUUCGGAUCGUACUGUAAGUCAUGGCUGAAUAGCCCCGUCUGCUUUGGUCUGUCGAAAAAGACCGAUGGUUCUAUUUGUUUCGAGCCGGCCGACCCUGACUGUCACGGCGAACCUAUCGCCUGCGAUACAGUGAAUACUCCGGUAGCCACUACUGCUGCUGCUCGUCCAAGUACUACCACUGAAGCCAUUGGUUCGAGUAAUACCAGGGGUAUCGGCUUAAAUAGUACCACUGAGGCCGUUAGUUCUUCCACUGGCACUACCACUAAUACCGUCGAUUUCUCCACUGCCACCAUCACUGAGGCCAACAGCUCUCCUAGUACGACCACCGAGGCUGGUUCCAGUGCGACUAGCGAGAACAGUUCUUCCAGUGCAACUUCUACGACCGAUUCUUUGAGCACUACUACUGUCGAAGCUGGCGGUUUCUCCAGUACCGUCGCCGGUUCUACUACAGGAGCCCUCGGUACCACUACCACUACCGGAGCCAUCGCUUCGACUACCAGUUCAGAAGCCAUCGCUUCGACUACCACUACUGGAGCCAUCACUUCGACCACCACCAGUGGAGCCAUCACUUCGACCACCACCACUGGGGCUAUCACUUCGACCACCACCACUGGGGCCAUCACUUCGACCACCACCACUGGGGCCAUCGCUUCGACUACCACCACUGGGGCCAUCGCGUCGAGUGCCUCUACUGGGGCCAUCUCGUCGAGUACCUCUACAGGGGCCAUCGCUUCGACCACCACCACUGGGGCCAUCGCAUCGAGUACCUCUACUGGGGCUCUCGCUUCGACUACCAGUACAGAAGCUAUCACUUCGACUACCACAACUGGAGCCAUCACUUCGACCACCACCACUGGGGCCAUCGCAUCGAGUACCUCUACUGGGGCUCUCGCUUCGACUACCAGUACAGAAGCUAUCACUUCGACUACCACAACUGGAGCCAUCACUUCGACCACCACCACUGGGGCCAUCGCUUCGACUACCACCACUGGGGCCAUCGCGUCGAGUGCCUCUACUGGGGCCAUCUCGUCGAGUACCUCUACUGGGGCCAUCGCUUCGACCACCACCACUGGGGCCAUCGCAUCGAGUACCUCUACUGGGGCUCUCGCUUCGACUACCAGUACAGAAGCUAUCGCUUCGACUACCACUACUGGGGCCAUCACUUCGACCACCACCACUGGGGCCAUCGCUUCGACCACCACCACUGGGCCCAUCGCUUCGACUACCACCACUGGGCCCAUCGCUUCGACUACCACCACUGGGGCCAUCUCGUCGAGUACCUCUACUGGGGCCAUCGCUUCGACCACCACCACUGGGGCCAUCUCGUCGAGUACCUCUACUGGGGCCAUCUCGUCGA
Perkinsus marinus ATCC 50983 is the source of this 1456-nucleotide messenger RNA. RefSeq names its product dentin sialophosphoprotein precursor, putative. The record is from RefSeq and is a predicted model, not a curated record. The annotation marks the transcript as partial. Lineage: Eukaryota; Perkinsozoa; Perkinsida; Perkinsidae. The transcript has a single exon.